GUAAGAAAUUACCCAGAAAUCGUGCCAAUUAACACAAUAUUUCAAGAAUCAAGUCACAUCAGAGAGUGAGCUGUUACCAUGCCCACAAGAUCCUUUUCGUUCGGGACGACGUAAACAAACAUGUUUUCAAAUUAUUAGAAAUGUACAAGACCAUCCCUGAAUGAUGCCAAGUUACUUAAAUAAAUCCGCUCUUCAUAUCCGGAAUACCUCAUUUGUAAGAGCUUUCGUCGGUGAUACUUUCAUUCCGGGUCCAAACAAGUGGCCCGUUGUGUGAGAAAAGGGAUUGAGGCAAUGAUUAAGCAGAAGAUACAUGAAGAUGACGCGAUGGGAUUUUCUGAAAGUCCUACUUGUACCACUACGUGCAUGAAGACAGUGACGCCAGUACCCCUUCAAACAACUAACAACAAUGACAAACAGGAAAUGGAAUCUGAGAACUAUGCAAUUCUGAAUAUCACAAAUGAAGAAAGGACAAUAACAGGAAGUGGGCUGUCAUCAAAACCUUAUUCGAUCGAACCAAUCAAAACAAGCACAGACACGGAUUCGCAAAACUACGUCACAAGUCCCGGACAAAUUAGCGCUGAUAUAAAAAUUGAAGAACUAGGGAAGCUGGGAGUAUAUAGUCCUCCUUAUAAAUCCACAACGUUUCCUUUCCCAAUCGUCAAAGAGAUUAAAUCAAAGCAAAGAUUAUCGAAGCCCCAAGUGAUCAUGGGAUCGAUUUCCUGUCUAAUUAACCCUCUGUGUGGAGCAUUCUCUUUGCUAUUAUUAUGUACAUCGACUAGACUAAAGACAUCUGAGCGUAACCUUCGCCAUUCCAAGAGAUUACAGGUGGCCUCCUUUCUCAUAGGACUUCUUGGAAUCUGCUGUACUUUGGCCGCCUUGGGAAUUGUUCUGGCUUUGCGGUACAACGAUGUGAUAUGAAUAAGUGGAGGAAAUCAUACAAAGCAAUACAUUUUCUUUAACAAACUUGCUUUGUUACCUCCGCCAAGGAGGUUAUAUUUUCACC
Molecule: messenger RNA, 1003 nt
Organism: Lingula anatina
Lineage: Eukaryota; Metazoa; Brachiopoda; Lingulata; Lingulida; Lingulidae
Source: RefSeq, a predicted model, not a curated record